This is a messenger RNA of Chara braunii, 1149 nucleotides long. NCBI's taxonomy places the organism in Eukaryota, Viridiplantae, Streptophyta, Charophyceae, Charales, Characeae. The record is from the annotation of a GenBank genome assembly.
GGCUUCCAACAAUCAGAAUGGAGACACGAUGACAUGUUACAAUUGUAACCAAUGUGGUCACAUCUCUCGCUUUUGUCCUUACUCUGAUCGUAGGCUUAAUGGUCAACCCUCUAACAUGAUGGCUAUUGUCCCUGCGCAUACCCCUCUUCUCACCUUACCUCCUAGUAACAACUCCAAUGUAGGAACCACAGUCCCCUCCUUCUCUGGGUACUCGGGGGGUAGUGGUUGGCUUGGCAAGCGCGUGAGCACGUUAGAAGACAAGGUAGCUAGGAUCAAUGAGAAGCAUGAGGCGGAUGAAGCGAAGGAGAAAGCAGCUCGUGAGGAAGAAGAACGUAAGAAGCGGGAGCGAGAAGAAGAAGAAAGGAGGCAACGUGAAAAGAAAGAUCGAGAAGAUUUCCAGUCGCAGAUGAAGCAGGAGCUCACGGAGAAUCUAGACAAGGUGUAUAAAACUAUCGAUGGUAAGAAGAAUGGUGACAGCGAGGAGGUGGCGAAGCUAAAAGCCACUAUUAAUGAUUUGCAACGAAGGAUGAACGGUGCAAGCACAUCGACGGAGGCUUCCAAACCUGUUUCGGAGACAGAGGAUUUGGUACGAUUGCGGCUAGAACAAGCUGCGAUGAAGACGRCGUCGGAUAAAAGACUGUCGACACUGGAGGAUGUUGURUUGGUCCUACAAAGGCAAUGUGAGGAGGCGGAAGCUAAUGCUGAAGCCUGGAAAAACGAAGCGCUUCGACCCGAUAAUAAACGGGGAAGCCUUGCGGUUGGACCCACAACGACAACUCAAGUGCGAUUUCGUCCGCGGACUACACCGGUUGAGACUCCCAARAGGCAAAUGGAGGCUGACCUGAAAGGUAUCGUUGAGCGGCAUCAAAUGGAGGUGAAAGCUCUGCACGAUUUGCAGAUCAAGGAGAUGAAGGCGCGUAAGGAUUCUGAGGAUGAGGUGGCAAGGCUUAGAGACGAGAUCGCCAAGCUGGCAAUGGAGAAGAGAACRGGCACACGUGGAACUAACUUGAAAUCAAGAUUGGAUGAAGUUGCUGUCAGGAAAGAGCAAGGUGUGGYUGAAGAUGAAGCUGGCCCUUCCAAUCGYUGACACAAGACCAAGACUGCACCGAGUCCGGCGGCGCGAUCAAUCGAUAGAGAUGCCUUUGUUCG